This is a messenger RNA of Motacilla alba alba, 4220 nucleotides long. It is a transcript of the gene PPP4R4, whose product is annotated as protein phosphatase 4 regulatory subunit 4. Lineage: Eukaryota; Metazoa; Chordata; Aves; Passeriformes; Motacillidae. Gene Ontology annotation, cellular component: protein serine/threonine phosphatase complex; cytosol. Gene Ontology annotation, molecular function: protein phosphatase regulator activity. The coding region runs from base 480 to 3086 and encodes 868 amino acids. The transcript has 25 exons. The record is from RefSeq and is a predicted model, not a curated record.
ACCACAGCGACCGUCCCUCCUCCCGGGGCGGGCGGGGAGGCGGCACCCGGGCAGCGCGGCGGGGCCGUUCCGCUCCGCGCCCUGCCGUGCCCUCCUGCCCCGUCGCUGAGGAGCGAGCCCGCUGCCGAGGGCUCCGCCCGGCCCUUCUGGAGCCCGGGGGCGUCCCGGUCCCCGCGCCCUCGCUGCGGACAGGGGUGGCCAGCGACGAGGGCAAACUUGGCUCGAAACUCCCGGCCGCCGAGGCACCGGCGGCCGCAGGGGGCUCUCGGGGCUGCGGGCACCGGCCCCGCCGCCCGGGCGGAGCGGAAAGUUUGGCGGCGGGAGGCUGGGCGGGGGUGGCGGCCGGCGGCGCUGCCGCAGUGUGUGCGCCGAGCCGGGGCUGCCGCCCGCCGCGGGAGCGCCCGGGGCUUCGUCCUGCCGCCCUCGCUGCGAGAUGAGGCUCGGGGACAGCGCCGGCUGCCGAAGGCUUUAGUUGUUACAUGCGCCCGAUAAUCCUCUCCAAAAUGGAUUUUAGUCAUAGCAGUCUUUUUGGAUACAUAGAAGACCUGCAGGAACUAACUAUUAUAGAGAGGCCAGUACGCAGGAGCCUGAAGACGCCAGAAGAAAUAGAAAGAUUGACAGUUGAUGAAGAACUCAGUGAUAUUGAAAGGGCUGUUUAUCUACUCAGUUCUGGUCAGGAUAUCCAAGGAACAAGUGUGGUGGCAAAUCUUCCAGUCCUUAUGCGACAGAAUCCUGCAGAAACACUUCGUCGGGUUUUACCAAAAAUGAGAGAGGUUCUGCAUGUUGCAGGAGUGGAAAUGCAGUUAACAGCCGCUGUUUCUUUUUUGACUGUUCUGCAAGAGGAGUCGGUGUCCAUUCAUACGUACUCCCACUCCUUCCUACACAUCAUUCUCCAGAACCUGGAACACAGAGAUGCAGGUGUCAGCAAUGCAUGGUUAGAAACUCUUCUUGCUGUAAUAGAAGCUCUACCAAAAGAAACGGUCAGACAUGAGAUUCUGAAUCCACUUGUUUCCAAAGCACAGCUUUCUCAAACACUUCAGUCCCGCUUAGUUAGUUGUAAAAUCAUGGGAAAAGUAGCUAACAAAUUUGAAGCUCAUAUUGUUAAAAGAGAGGUGCUUCCAUUGGUAAAAUCACUGUGCCAGGAUGUGGAAUAUGAGGUCAGAGCUUGCAUGUGUCGGCAGCUGGAGCAUGUAGCUCGAGGAGUAGGGACAGAACUAACAAAAACUGUGGUGCUUCCUGAGUUAGUGGAGCUGGCAAGAGAUGAGGGCAGCAGUGUACGCCUGGCAGCUUUUGAGACCUUGGUGAACCUGCUUGAUAUGUUUGAUGCUGAUGAUCGGAGUCAAACUGUUCUCCCAUUAGUGAAAUCGUUCUGUGAAAAAUCCUUCAAAACAGAUGAAUCUAUCCUAGUUUCUUUGUCUUUCCAUUUAGGGAAACUGUGUAAUGGAUUAUAUGGCAUUUUUACUCCUGAACAGCACUUGCGGUUUUUGGAAUUUUAUAAGAAGCUUUCCACACUUGGCUUACAGCAGGAAAAUGGGCAUAAUGAUAAUCAACUACAUCUGCAAACUCUGGAACAGGAAAAGAAGUAUAUUUCAGUGAGGAAGAACUGUGCUUACAAUUUUCCAGCCAUGAUUGUUUUUGUGGAUCCAAAGAACUUCCAUUUAGAACUUUAUUCUAUAUUCUUCUGCCUUUGUCAUGACCCCGAAGUUCCUGUCAGAUAUACCAUGGCCAUUAGUUUCUUUGAAGUUGCUAAGCUUUUAAGUUCUGAUGUGUAUACAAUACAUAAAGAACUGGUUACGCUCUUACAGGAUGAAUCACUGGAGGUGUUAGAUGCCCUUGUAGGUCACCUUCCUGAAAUCCUUGAACUAAUGACUAAUGGAGGAGAAAACAAUGGAUCAGAAAGCAAGUUACUGUCUAUUCCUGACUUGAUUCCUGCGUUAACGACAGCAGAACAGAGAGCAGCGACUUCCUUAAAAUGGAGAACGCAUGAGAAGUUACUACAAAAAUAUGCAUGUCUCCCUCAUAUCAUAUCAAGUGAUCAGAUCUAUUACCGUUUUCUUCACAGGAUGUUGACAAUCAUGUUGACAAAUAAUGUCCUGCCAGUCCAAAAAGCAGCUGCUCGGACUCUCUGUGUUUACUUGCGCUACAAUCGCAAACAAGAACAGAGACACGAGGUUAUUCAGAAACUGAUUGAACAACUGGGCCAAGGAAAAAGUUACUGGAACAGACUUCGUUUUUUAGAUACUUGUGAAUUCAUUAUGGAACUGUUUUCAAAAUCAUUCUUCUGUAAAUACUUCUUUUUACCUGUGCUUGAGCUUACCCAUGACCCAGUGGCUAAUGUCAGAAUGAAGCUAUGCUGUUUGUUGCCAAAAGUCAAAUCUACUCUGAAGAUUCCCACUGAUAAGCAUUUACUUCAGCAGUUGGAAUUAUGUAUAAGGAAACUUCUGUGUCAAGAGAAAGACAAAGAUGUCUUGACUAUUGUGAAAAGAACAGUGUUAGAAUUGGACAGAAUGGAGAUCUCUGUAGAUGCUUUUCAGAAAAGAUUUUAUGAAAAUUAUUUAUUGGAUCAAGAAAAAGAGAGACAAGAACAUCUCCUUUUGGAAAUGGAACAAUUAGAAAAAGAGAAGCAGAAAAAUGAAGGAAGAUCUACAAAUAUAAAUGAUAAAAUGUUUGAAAAGAAGCGUAGAGACAGUAAAACAUCAUCAGUGUUGGCAAAAAGUAUCAAUCUCUCUAUUUCCGGAAGCUCUUCUUGUCUAUCAGCAGGCAAAGAAGAAAAAAAAUCCAAGCUGGUUCGAAGCCAAUCUUUCAGCACUCAAGUACUGCAUCCAAAAUACAGCAACAUAGACAAGUGUCCUAAUAAAAGUUCUGCUACAGGAUAUACAUCUUCAGUACCAGGAAUGGGAAAGAGUUGUAUGUUAUCCUUUAGUGAUGACUCAUUCCGGACUCAUGCUGCUGCCAACAGUGGGAAUGCUGCCUUCCCUUCCAGUUCUUCUCGCAGCUUGUUUAACUCAGCUGACCAAAAGAACAGUGGAAGUAAGGAGAGUCAGUCCCGAAAGAUGAGCAUAAAAAACAGAAAAUCAAACUCCUAGAUCAUCUGAAAAAUGAAGGAACCAGAGGCUGGAGGAAGCAAUGUUCUGGUGGGAUAAGGUGGGAGCAGCAGAUGGGACUCUCUAAUGCCUGGACUGAAUAAAAUGUAUCCUGCAAUGUUAAAAAUUUAAAAUAAAUCUUUUCAAUAAAAUUCCAAGUUGUAAAAUAUGUUCUGAUAAACAAUGUAAUGGUUGCAGAAUUCUAACAUCGUAGUGAAAUGAUCUGAACCAUACUUUCAGCUAUGUGCUCUUAACUGCUGCAGCUAAGGAGAUUUUGUUUUCUUCAGUUAUGCCUUUGUAGUUUGAAGUCUUGGAUUUAGAAUGCACAUACCCAUUAUUUAAUUGGCUUAUUUACAAUCUCAGCAACCCUUAGCUCCCAUAUUUUAAGGUAGAAAUAGAAGGAAUUGUUAUGAAUAUGAAAAAAGAAUCCCACAUUUUAAAGAAUCUGCAAACCUAAUUUAAGACCAAAGUCCAGAACCAUUGAUGAGUCUAUAAAAAACAUAGACUUUUGAGGCAUUGUGCUGUGAAUUUGGAAAUAAUGUUUUUACAAGUGCUUAAUUCAUAAAAAACUGUCUAAGUUUCAAAGCAAUCUAAAAGCAAAUGUCUCCAGAUGAUGUAAAAAAAAAAGUUUUAUUUCAUAAGUUUUGUUGUAUAAAUACUUGUUUUAAUUUUAGUAUUUCAAAUUGUAUUUUCACUUUAAUAAUUUAUAAUAAUGAAUCUAGUUUUUAAUCAGCUGCUUUUGCAAGCUGUCAUGGUUCAGUGAUGUCAUCUGCAUUUGUUUGUAUUAAUGCUAAUGUUUCUAUCAACAUUUAUGUGGAAAAACAUGCAAUCAUAUUUUGAAAAGUUCUAUUUAUGCCAGUACUUGAGAGAGGUUAUGAAGCUAUUGUCAGCUUCUCUUUCAAAAUGGAGGCAGCAUAAAUAUAUUGAUAUCAGAAAUAUAUGGUUUUUAAAAUUUAUUGGUGUAUGAUAAAGAUGAUCUGGUCUGUGUAUGCGUAUGUGAGUGUGGUUACUUUUUAUAAUGUAAAAACAUGAAUGAUGAUUUACUCGAAAUAAAACCUAGGACAAUGCUGUACAUGCAUGUUCUUGAAAAAAAAUUCUCAGGGCAUCUUUUAUAAUUAAAAGAAAUAAAAGCACUUA